Messenger RNA from Naegleria lovaniensis, 7080 nucleotides. RefSeq lists its product as uncharacterized. The transcript is spliced from 4 exons. Gene Ontology annotation, molecular function: ATP binding; protein tyrosine/serine/threonine phosphatase activity; protein serine/threonine kinase activity. Gene Ontology annotation, biological process: peptidyl-serine phosphorylation; protein dephosphorylation; autophagy. The record is from RefSeq and is a predicted model, not a curated record. The coding region runs from base 1 to 7080 and encodes 2359 amino acids. NCBI's taxonomy places the organism in Eukaryota, Heterolobosea, Eutetramitea, Acrasida, Naegleriidae. Gene Ontology annotation, cellular component: cytoplasm; autophagosome.
AUGACAACAGCAACCACAACAACAUCCAACCCAACCACAACAACAUCCUCUCCAACCAACAACAAAUCCAUAGUCUCCGAAGAAUCCCAUGACCCACAACAACAACAACCGCAACGCCCAUCCAAUGAUGAUCUCGCCAUCGAUACGAACAAUGUCGUUGUGGUUUCUUCUCUCGUUUCAUCACCCAUAGUAUCGGAUCAUGUCAUACUCACAAAAGAGGAGAUGGCACGUAGAAGCAAAAAAUUACAAAUACUCUCUUUACUUUGUGAUAAUAGCUCGAGAUUUGAUGCUUCUUAUCACACAGAGAAACAAUUGAAGGCACUGGAUUCCAUUCUUCAGAGUAUUGAAACAGAAAAGUGUGAAAGUGAAUGGUUAGAAUUAGGUCUAUAUCCUUGUCUAUUUCAGUACUUGUGUAGUGGACAACGAAUCAGCAUUGAGACAAUCAAAAUUGUACAGAAAGUAGUUUUGUCAACGAAUUUGGCUGAACCACAAAACUUUGCAUUAUUUUUCGAUGUUUUUAACGAUUUUGUGUAUGAAGAGAGCAACAUUACAAAUUUAUUAUAUCUUUUGUAUAGAAUACUAUUUACGAAGGACGACACUUUUAUGCAAUUAUUUAUUAAUCGAUCGGGAGGAAACUUGUUAUUGGACAUUUAUCGAAAGAGGCUGAUCAAAGACAUUGAACAUCAAAAAUACAGUCAUGCAAGAAAGCCAAUGUUAAAACAAAAUGUCACUCAGCACUUUAUCAAAUCUCCUAGACUUUCAACUACUCCCACUCCCAGAAAAAGUGCAUCUACCUCCUUGAUAAAACCACCAAAAUUAUAUACCGCCUCUUUCAACAAUAGUAUUAAUGCAGAGAUUGAAAAGAAUUUGAAAAACCGUAAAGAUAAGGCUGUCACAGACUUUGGAUCCGUAUACACCUCUCCCACUACAAGUGAAAACAAUUUGUUAAACAUUAGCUUACAAAGCCCACCUCAAUCUGACAGAAGUAACACUUCCGAUGAUAGAGAUAAGGGCUCAAACAACUCCACUCCCAGAGACGCAAUUACUGGGUUAUUUAAAGUACCACCUCUAAAGUUACCAUCCAAAAACCAGUCUAAUACAGCAACGAGAAUACGAAGAAGACUGGAUCCUAACUUGGUGAAUUUAGAAGGUUUGAGACUGAGUAUUGAUACACUUCGAACACAAUCACAGGGAAAUAACAAUACUGAAAACGUGCAAGCUGAACAAAAAACUAAAUCGAGCAUUGAACAUUUUGACUCCCUUGCAGCAAAAUUGGGAGAAUUAUAUAUUGCAUAUGACUUGACGUAUCUCAUACCUAUUAAACGAGAUCUUGACAUGCAAAUAUCUAAAAACGAGGAACCUAAACAAGAGAAUGGUACAGUUGUGGAAGAGGUUAAAAGAAAAAAGACCGAUCUGAAAAAACCUCUCACACUCGAAGAAAUAAUCUUCUCCAAAUUUUCCAACGAUAUUUCUGUACAUAGACACUUUAUUCUCAAAAUUCUUCAAGCAGUUUCAAAAUUCCAAGUGAUUAGAAAGUUUGCAAGAAAUCCUGUAAAUAUGUUCAUGCAUGAUUUGAACACGUUGAGCUAUAAGAUUAACCUUGUUGAAAACGAAGAUUUUGUGAUUGAUGUCGAAAAGAAUAACAUUUGUAUCAUUUAUGACAUUCUUUCGCAGUACGCAGCAGAUGUAGAAGCAAAAUAUUUUAGACUUUGGAGAAUGAACAAUGCUAACAAGAGUAAUGAUCCAACGCGAGAUAGAACUUUAAAAAAGUUUGACAUUUUCCUCUGGAGAUGGACAGGAAUCACUGAACAAGCCAUUGAAAACGAUGACUGGGAAGAAACACAUUAUCAACUUCAGGUACUGUCCAAAUACUUGUACUCUUGUGUCUCACGAGUUCAGGCUUCACAGUGUACAGCCGUUUGUUUGGAAACAUUGCUCAAAAUCCAAGUAGCAUGCAGAAGAAAGAGCAGAGACAUUCAUGGCAGAUAUGAGUUUAAGGGAUUGGCCGAAAAAAACCCAGUGAUUGUCAAUAUCAUUCACCUAUUGCUUGAAAUAUUUGAUUUUAUCUGUGGUAGUCCUGAAAGACAUCCAUUGUUGAUGGAAUUCUUUUACUUUAAUCUCAUUGAAAAUGUGGACACAUUUGCAUGGCUAAGAGAUUAUGCAAUUUUCACACUGAGAGAAGAUAGCUAUACUAAUAUUCAUACCAAAUCAUUCCCAAUCACGUUGGAGGAUCGACGAGUUCGAGUGUUGAAGCAUUAUCAAGUGUUGAUGGAUUUAUUCCAAGAUUUAGGAGAAGAAUUCUUUUCGAAAAAAGAAGAAAAUACUCACAACGUCAAGCAAAAGAAUUUACUUAAUUACAUGAUGAUGAACGAAACAAGUGGUGUGUCUGGCGGUGCUAUGAAUUCAUCCAAUGGAGAGGAGACAUUCCUUGAAGAUGAAAGUGGAGUUAUGAAACAAUUUGAUUUCUUGGUCAAUCCUGUUGAUGGAUUAGUUUUGAGCUUUUUAACCAAAGGACCUAUCACUGAAAACUAUACUGUGAAAAAGCAAAUGUUGACCUUGUUGGAAAAGAUGUUCAGACUUCCAUACCUGCCUUUCCUUAGAAUUGAAUCCUAUGUCAACACCUAUAUCAGAUAUCACUAUUUGAACUUUGUGAGAUUGUACAUUGAAGAGGCAUAUGAUGAUAUUACUUUAGAAGCAUGUAAGCUUCACCUCAACGUACUUAUUGCAUUCUCCAUGAAUAAGACAACACAAAUCAUCAAUCGAUUUUUCACCAUGAAAGUAGUACGAUUUUUGUCGAGAGAAAUUAACCUUGAACACAAAAUUCAUGAAAAACGACAUCAAAAUCAAAAGAAAAUGGAAGAGUCUGCUGCCAAGUUGGCACAAACGGUGAAAGACCUCAACAACAACAAUAAUAAUGAAACCAACGAUCAAACCACAGAUACCUACACAUCCGAUGACGACAGUGCUGCCAAUUCUGGAGAAGAGGACAUUUCAGAAGAAGAGGAAGACGAUAGCGAUUUUGAUUCUCCAAAUAGAACAGUCUCAAAACCUCCAGUGAAUCUCAUUCCUGGUUUGAAUUUGACUCCACAAACCAACAAGACCAACUCACCACCAGAACCAAAACAAACAUUGUCCCUUCCUAAAAUUCCUUCUCUUAUUAACACAAACACUCAAUCAGUGGCUACAAAAGAGAAAUCAGAGAGCACACCUGCAACAGACACUUCUGAUUUGACAUCAGAUUCAGAAUCUGAGACAGAGUCACCUGUGGUCACGAACAACACUCAGCAAGUCAAACCAGUCAUUCCAUCAUUAGGCUUAAAACUUGGAACCAUACCGACCUCAAAUACAACACUCUCGUCAUCUACGAAUCCACAAGUCAACAACAGCAACAACAACAACACUACCUCUCAAUCCUCCCCAGUUGUUCCUCCCAUUUCCAUUGUGCCCAAGCUGGCAUUUGGAAACAAAACUGGAGGUACAGAGAAUGCCACGUCUACCAAUGCAGCAUUAGAAAAUGGAGCCAAACCUUCCAUUCCUCCAUUGUCCUUCUCGAAACCUACUACUUCCAUUCGAAACACUAAAGAUGAAGGUAAACAAACCAAACCUACUGAUAAUCAUGACGAAGACAAUUCUGAUGAUGACGACGAUGCUGAUUUUAUCAACACUCCGUCAGCUCCAAAAUCUCACACUUCAAUUCCAAAACUAAAUUUCUCAUUGGGUGGCUCAAAUUAUGAAACCAAGCAAACAAAUGUUGCUGCAACGAACUCCAAUACAGAUGUUGCUGCAACAAAUAAUACCACUACUACUACAAAUGGCAACACCAACAGCAAGCCAACAGGAUCUAUGCUCUCAUUGGGAUUAAAUUUGGGAGCAUUGAAAGCUAAAAAUCAACAAUCACCUCCUGAACCAGCUGCAAAUAACUCUGAGACUCCUCACAGCAGUAGCUCAAAGGGAAUUUUGGAAAAGUUAAAGAUUUCAUCUUUAAAGUCAGCAAAACGAGAUGCCUUAACAACACUCGCUUCAACAAGAUCUUCAGAGAAUGAUUUAUUAUAUGAGGAUGAUCUAAGCGAUGAAGAAGUUCUUUCAAGCUUGAUCGAGUCCACUGUUCAAUUUGUGGAAAGACACGAAGCCAUGAUGGAAUCUGAUGAAGUACAAUUCUAUGAAACAGAAAGGAAAAAUAGAAAGCUCUAUAGAAAUGAUGAGUUGCAUGUGGCCAUUCUCACCUUAUUGAUGUCACUCUUGAUUACUUCUAACUCUACCUUAGAUUCUAGAUAUUGUGACCAAUUCCCUCUCAAUAAGAACCUUCCAAACGUUCCUUUCAUGCUUCAUUUCCACAUCAACGAUCCAUACAAUGAGCAUAUUAUUCCACUUCUUCAUGACACUAUCGUAUCAUAUUGUAGUAUGAACGAUAAUCUUAUUGGAUUGAACAUCCUCUUGAGAUUGUUGUGUGAAAAGUUGUUUGAACCAAACUUGUAUAGCGUGAAAGAGGAACGUUUAGGCGUUGGUGCAUUCGGUGACGUUUGGAGAUGUAAACUCAAAUUUACACACUCCUCAGUCAAGACAGUGGCUGUAAAAUUGCUAAAAGUUCCUAAACUCAUUGACGAGGCAUGCAUUUUAUACACAAUUUUCAACGAGAUUUUAAUCAUGGAAAAGUUCAAAGCUGAUCCACGAAUUUGUAGAAUGUAUGAUUAUGGUGUCACCAAAGACAAUUACUAUAUUGUGAUGAAAGAGUAUAAGACCAGCUUGAAGACAUGGAGACUCAAACAAACCACCCACUUUUUACAAAACAUUCCACUCUAUAUGAACAUCUUCAAGAGAAUUUUAGAAUCUUACAAAUUCUUGUACGAUAACAAUAUUAACCACUUUGACUUGAAGUGUGACAAUAUUUUCUUGGAACCAUUUGAUGGUGUUGAUGAUGGCAAGUUUUUCAAUCAUCAAUCGGAUAUGCCUCACUUUGAGAUGGUUAUCGGUGACUUUGGUGAAAGCUUUAUUUAUUCAAAUGAUGAAGAAGAUGGCUAUACCACUCGUCAUAGAGGUACAGAAUGUAUCAAGAGUCCUGAAAUGCUCAAGAUUGAAAUGAUGGACACAAAAAGUAAGAAUUAUGACAGAAGAAGAAAAGUUGGAGCCAACAGUGCAAGUGAUAUUUGGUCAUUGGGAUGUUUAUUUUAUGAAUUACUCUCUGGUGAAUUCCUUUUCGAUGCUUCUGAUUUCACAUCCUUCUUUGUUUUGCUGACUGAUAAUAAGAAGACACUUAUUUCUCAAGAGAGAUUCCUCAAGAUUCACUACAAUCACUUUUUAAUGGACAUUUUGAGCUACAUUCUUGUCAGAGAUCCUUUGCGAAGACCAUCCAUCAAUGAUUUAUUGCAACGAUUUUCCUACUUUGUGCACGUCAUGCCAUCAUGGCAAAAGCUAAAAGAAAUGACUCCUGAAGACAUUGAAAAUGAAUUUAAUAGCGCAAGAAGUACUUUGACCAGUAGAGGCAUUACUCCUCCUCCCAAGCUUGUUCAUCAUCAUCAUCAUGUUGAUGAUUUCUUGUUGCAUCCUCUAGAAACUCCUCACACCUCCAAAUCUUCCAAUCGACCAGCACUUCCUGGAGUUAUUCCCAAAGACAAUUCUGAUUCGAUUAAGAACAGUAGAAAUACUCAGCAAGAAACAACAGCACAUAAUUAUUUGUCACCCUACAAUUGGACCAAAGAUGAUGUUGAUUUUUACAUUAAGAAGGCCACAUUUGUUAUGAAGAAUCGUCUGUAUUUAGUUUCUGAUGAUUUAGCUUACAACAAGUCUAUUCUUAACAAACUCGGAAUUACUCACAUUGUGAACUGUUGUGUCACUACUUCCAAGUCUCAAUUCCCUGACAAUUUCUUCUACUUUAAUCUCAAAGAGCAUUUAUCAGAAAGUUCCUUAAAAGCCUACAGCGAAUACAUUAAGGCAUUUGAAUUUGUCAGAGAUGCAAUCAAGAAAAGAGGAAGAGUUCUCGUUUACAGUGGAAAAGGUCUCAGUAGAAGUGGUCUCUUUGUCGUUCUCUUCUUGAUGGAUACCUAUAACUUGUCAAGUUAUGAAUCUUACUUGUUUGUGAAAAGUCGAAGACCAGCCUUACGACCUGAAAUUUUAACACACUUUUUGCAUUUCCUUCUCAAAGUCAAACAAAUGCAAUCCGUCGAGUCACAAAAGAAGAAGGCACUUUCAGAACUCAAAACAUUAUCUUCCUCAGGUACACUUUUCAAGAAUAGACAUUCAAGUGUUCAAUCACUUCUUCAAUCUCCACCUCAACAUACUCACAAGAAGCUCAAUAAGAUUCAUCAAAGUAUUUCAAAAAUGUUGGAAAUGAAAAAGUUGAAAGAUAAGCAAUUGGAAGAGGAACAGCAACGAACGAAGGGUAGUAGUAGUAGUAGUCAUAAUAAUAAUACUGCUGCUGCUACUGGAACUCACACGAAUAACAACAAACACUCAUCCUCAACAACCAAUCAUGCAACCACAACCACUACUCAACCAAAGAAACAAAAACAAGAAGAAACUGUUCAUUGGUUUAGAUGUAUUUGUGGAGCAUGUGUGGUUGGUUUAAUGUCACCCUUCUCAGUUCAUGGUUUUCACUCUGGAAAUAUCACACAUGAUCACAGUCCUUUGCGUACUUGGCCUUCAUUCCUUCAAGAAAUGAAAUUACUCUACUUUUACAAUGCCAAUGUGGUGAAUAUGGGUUUCACAACUCAUGACAAGGUACUUUUGGAACCAUUUGAAGUGUUGCAACAUUCUGAGGUCAUUCCAGAUAAUAUUCCAAUUGGAGAAUAUAUUGAACCAAUUUGGAAGGUACACAAAUGUAAAUAUUGUGGAUAUAUGAUGUUUGCUACAAAAGAUAAGGACGUAGGAUCUCCACCAUCAGCUGAAAAGAGUAGUAAUAGUAGCGGCAACCAAGGUGACAAGUCUGCCUCACAACCUCUUCGAAGACAUCGAAGUAAGGAAAAUAUUGCUGUUUCUCCUGCAAGUACUGAUUUGUUGUCACCUAGUGGCAUUUCGAUACGUGGUUUUGAAAUUGCGGUGAACUGCUCUUUGAAGACUACAACGUUAUUGCCAAAUCGAAUGUGA